Malurus melanocephalus (red-backed fairy wren) is the source of this 3684-nucleotide messenger RNA. RefSeq names its product cell division cycle 7 (gene CDC7). NCBI's taxonomy places the organism in Eukaryota, Metazoa, Chordata, Aves, Passeriformes, Maluridae. Gene Ontology annotation, cellular component: nucleus. Bases 146 to 1666 code for a protein of 506 amino acids. The transcript has 12 exons. Gene Ontology annotation, biological process: mitotic DNA damage checkpoint signaling; protein phosphorylation. Gene Ontology annotation, molecular function: protein serine/threonine kinase activity; ATP binding. The record is from RefSeq and is a predicted model, not a curated record.
GAGGGCCGGGAUUGGCGGCGGCGCGCGGGCGGCCAAAGGCGGCAGCAGCAAAACCCCGGCGCGCGCCGGUGUCCGCGUGAGUGCCCGCGUGUCCAGAAGUGGCCCUCGAAGUCUUGGCUAUUUUUUACUUGAGACUUGUUUUGUGAUGGAGACGGUGGUGAAGUCUCCCUGUGAUGAACAGCACCCUCAGCAGGCUGAAGACUUCCACGGGAAUCUUGAGCAGAACAGCAGGCUUUCAGCAGGAAUAAAAAAAGAUAUUGAAAAGCUUUAUGAAGCAGUGCCACAGCUUGUAAAUGUGUUCAAAAUUAAGGAAAAAAUUGGAGAAGGUACUUUUAGUUCUGUUUACUUAGCCACAGCACAACUACAAACGGGAUGUGAGGAAAAAAUGGCUCUGAAACACUUGAUUCCAACCAGCCACCCUCUGCGAAUWGCUGCUGAACUUCAGUGCCUCACAGUAGCAGGGGGACAAGAUAAUGUUAUGGGUGUUAAAUACUGCUUUAGGAAAAAUGAUCAUGUUGUUAUUGUUAUGCCAUAUCUGGAACAUGAAUCCUUCCUGGACAUUUUGAAUUUGCUUUCCUUUGAAGAAGUGAGGGAAUACAUGUUUAAUCUGUUUAAAGCGUUGAGGCGCAUUCAUCACUUCGGUAUUGUUCACCGUGAUGUCAAGCCCAGCAACUUCCUCUACAACAGGCAGCUAAAAAAGUAUGCCCUCGUAGAUUUUGGCCUGGCACAAGGAACUCCUGAUACAAAAAUUGAGCUUCUUAAAACUGCGCACUCUGAAGAUCAGCAGGAGGACUCUGUGCACCAUUCUGUCCAGCGCUCUGUCUUUGGAGAGAGGAAUUUCAAUGUCUAUAGUUCCACAUACCAGGAGAACGCGAGUACAAAACUCAUAAAACAAUCAAAGAUGAUAGAUGUUUCAUCUAGGAAGUUGGUAACAAAGAAGAAGAUCAUUUCUACCAAAACUGUGAGCAAUGGGGUGGCGAGGAAAGCUGCCAGUGGUUGCCCUUUAAACCUGCCCUGUGACUGUUAUGAAACGGACAGAGUUUGCAGUGUUUGCCUUUCAAGGCGUCAACAAGUGGCUCCCAGGGCAGGAACUCCUGGAUUCAGAGCCCCAGAAGUAUUAACAAAAUGCCCCACUCAGACCACAGCAAUUGACAUGUGGUCUGCAGGAAUCAUCUUCCUUUCUCUACUCAGUGGACGGUAUCCAUUUUUCAAAGCAAGUGAUGAUUUAACUGCUUUGGCACAAAUCAUGACAGUUCGUGGAUCCAGAGAAACCAUUCAGGCUGCUAGAACUUUUGGCAAAUCUGUUGUGUGUACCCAAGUUGUCCCAACACAAAACUUACGAAGCCUCUGUGAAAAGCUGAGAGGAACAAAUAGCAGCGGUAAGGGAUCUCAGGGGGAAGUGCCCAGCAGGUCUGAAGCCAACAGAGCUUUGCCAGUUGCAGCAGACAAAUYCUGUGCUCCUGAGAUACUCGGAAAACAAAUUCAACAGAGUUUUCAGGAAGGUGAUGGUGCUUUGGAAAUGAGGGCRACUGACAUGAAAGGAUGGGAUCAGGUUCCUGAUGAAGCAUAUGACCUACUUGAUAAGCUACUAGACUUAAACCCUGCAACGAGAAUAACUGCAAAAGAGGCUUUGCAGCAUCCUUUUUUCAAAGACAUGAGGCUCUAAGAAGAUAAAAUAUUCUGUUAUUCCUUUCAUAUGUUUUGUAUGGAAAUAAAAUACUGAGGUAGUUUUACCUUGUUGCCCUCAGCAUUUAAACUCAUUGAAAUGACAUAACACUGCUCUGAACUACUGAAAUAUUGUCUUGUACAGUUAGACUGCAAAUGUCAGUUUAAGAAAUACUUGCAGAUGCUAAAGUUACAUAAACAUCACUGACAUGGUCUUAUCCUAAGACACUUKUGAGAGGUUAUUACGGUGCUGCAUACCUGUUUCUCUGAGAAAGAUAACUUUGAUCAAAAACAACAAGGAAAAAAGAGUUUCAUAAACUCUUAAUUCUCAAGAUAUUCCUUUAAAAUGUACAAAUUUGCCUUAAGGUAAGACUGAAAUAAGAAAGCAUUUGAGAGACUUUUCCAUACUUGCAUAUCUGCUUUGUUCCUGUUUAGUACAUGGGRGACUGAAAAUGGAACAAAGUGUGUUCAUUUUGUUCAGACUAUUUUCAGAGAACACUAUUACUUUGGGAGUGUUGCUAGAGGAAGGACCAGGUGCUGGAGAUUAUAUCAUCAAAAGAAAAGCAUAACUUUUAGAAGUACAUUUUUGUUCCUGUCUGGCCUUCCCUACUUAAACAAUAACAAUAAAUGUAGUUACUCAUUUUGUAUAGCCCAUGUUUCCUCAAUGCCAUGGGUAACUGUCAAUAUUCCACAGCUGCUGCCUUCAGAGUGUCUGAGGUCCCAGGCAUAGGCUUGAUUUCUGUUAUGGAAACUGAUUUCUUAAAACAUGUCUGUUCAAUAAAUGCUUUGGUUUUAUAACUUCAGAAGCUUGUGUAGAGAUGCUUCUAUAAAAGUCAGGUAAGGUUUUCCUAUGGGCUGUUUCUGUUCAGGGAGAAUCUUGCACAUUGAUUUCCUGUAUAAAUUCCUCUGACAAAAGGCUCUUUUCAGAUAGCUCUAAUGUGUGUGGCUGUUACAGUGGAAGUAUUUUAAUUAUCAAGGAAGUCUUACCACAGAACUAGCUAGCUGUUUUCAGAUCCUAAGGAAGAAAAUCCUAUACCUUCGAUGUGCAACGUAAGCUACAUCAGGUUCAACAGAAGUUUCCCUAAAACCCKUGAUGAUUCUGGAGACUGAAACAUAAUACARUGUUUUUACAUGUACAUUUCUUGARAUGCUAAUGGARUUGUUGCUGUGAGAGAUUAYGGGCCAUUCUGAGAAAAGAUUGCUGCUUUGAUAACUCUUGCAAAAGCCUUCUCCUACAAGUGCUGAUGGUUAUGACAGUGUAAAGAUCCUGACCAAGACUGGGGCUGAAGAGACAAGAUUUUAAUAUAUUCAAAUCUUGAAUACAUAGAAAGCGACGGUAAUGUUGCUCUGGCAUCAGCUGUUAAGGAAAAAUAUUUGCAGAUGUCAGAAUAUUGAUCGCAAAAUCUUGAAACACACAAAACCCUGGGGCYCAGGUCUUAGUAAUUUUUUCUGUUUAUAUAAUUUCAACACAGCRCGUCACUGAGAAAUUAUUUAUCUGAAGGAACUGUGGCCAAAUUUGGCAAGCAAUGUUAUCUGCCAGUGUCCGCAGAUGUAUUGUUUCCUCCUACAUUCACUCCUGCUGUCUAUGGUCUUAUGAGAGCACCAGCUGACAGCAAGCUAAAAUAUGUCAGCUAYCUCUUGUGAGUUUUUAAAGUAAGUUCAGCUCUCCAAGCCUCCCUGCUAGCAGCCUUCAGCAGCUCCUUCCAUCAGGCCCUUCAACAAUUAACCACUGCCUUCAUUUAAGAGCCAAAAAGGGAAAAUCAUUGCGAGUGGGAUUUUUACCAAAACAUUAAARGUAAACAAAAUUUGUAAGGAACAAUUUAAGCUCCGUGUAUUGCAUAAUGAGCUGGAGGAACACAUCGGUAUUCCUUCUUCCAGACAGCUGUUUAAAAUGGGGAGAAUUUUUUUUCAAGGGGAAGGAUAAAGUAAAAAGUGUAGCUUUUUUUUUUUUAACUAGCAUAUGCUUAGGAAGUACUUUUUGUAGCACUCUACGAAAGAAGAAAGCUGGAAAUAAAAUAU